Messenger RNA from Protopterus annectens (West African lungfish), 6077 nucleotides. It is a transcript of the gene LIFR, whose product is annotated as LIF receptor subunit alpha. Lineage: Eukaryota; Metazoa; Chordata; Ceratodontiformes; Protopteridae. Gene Ontology annotation, cellular component: external side of plasma membrane. The record is from RefSeq and is a predicted model, not a curated record. Gene Ontology annotation, molecular function: cytokine receptor activity; protein binding. Gene Ontology annotation, biological process: cytokine-mediated signaling pathway. The transcript is spliced from 21 exons. Bases 253 to 3837 code for a protein of 1194 amino acids.
GAGUUGAACGCCUGUGUUGUUUUGGGACUAUUAAGCUCCGUACGAUAUUGCUGUCAGCUGUUCUGUUAAAUUGCAUUAGACUAAGUACACUCACUAUAAUGCCAAGGAAUUUGCUGUAUUGACUCCGGAUGUGGAUGUUGCCUGCUCCCAUUUUAAUACUAUUAAUUCGGAACUGCCCUUGCCUGGGGCAGAAGCUGUAGGAGAUGAUCUGCUUUGUUCUUCCAAGGUUCGAGACAAGAAGCAGAAGCAGUAAUGAUGUCCAGAAUGCAGCGUUUCAUGCUCUUGAUAGCCGUACUAUUCUUACUGGUAAAGAAAUGGGCAUACUGCCAAACUGAAGUUCCCUGUGGUCAGCUGUCAGUGGAUAGAACAGUUCUUCGUGUUGGAUCAAACAUCACUGCAACAUGCUACUUCUGUGUGGAUAAUGCUUCUACAUCUGUUUCCUGGGAAUAUGGCCAUAACAGAAUUCCUGCAGAUAUGUAUUUUCAGAACUCCUCCUCCGUGAGCACAGUAUCAUUGGUUAAUUUGAAUCUAACUAGCAAAGAUGGACAAGUUCUCACAUGUAAAUCUGAAUCAGGAGAGAGUUACUCUAUCACCGUAAUCACUGGCUAUCCUCCAGAGAAACCCACAGAUUUGCAUUGCCUUUCGCAUGAUCUAACUAAAAUGAACUGCGGUUGGAAUGCUGGCUCAGAUUCAAACCUUGAAAUAGUUUAUGAGGUCUGCACUGGGUCUUCAUUGAAAAGUUGCAGCAAUCUUACAGAAAAUAUGACAGAGAUGGAUUUCGUGUUGUUUUCACCUCUGAAUGUGAAGAUAACUUCCAGAAAUGGGCUUGGAGAAGCAUCAGAAAAAUUCUUGCUCUCAGAGAAAGAUAUCUGGAUUCAGGCUUUUGUACCAGAGAUAUCUCGGCUAAUUCCUGAUUAUUUGUCCAGUACACUGUAUGCGGAGUAUAACAUCAUACGUCCUUAUGAUGAAAAAUUGAUGUGCCGUUUUGAAGUUCUGUUAACAGAAAAACUGGAAGUGAUCCAAGAAAGUUCUUUAACAUCAAACAUAUUUCCUACAAACUGGACGUGGAAUUCAUAUAUACCAUUAGAAUGUACUGCAUUCUCUGUCAGAGCUCGUUGUAAAUAUGAUGACCCAUUUUUAUCAAAAAAUAAAUCUUUAUGGAGUGACUGGAGUCUGAUUAAAGCUGUUCAAGGAAAAGAACCAUCAAAUGGGCCUUUAAUAUAUCCGUCUGAAAAAGUGGUGCAGGCUGGCUCUAAUAUGACAUUCUGCUGCAUACCUUUAAAAGGACAAACAGUGACUGAGUUUAAGUAUGGAGAUAAAAAUGAUCUUUUGCCUGUUGAUCUUGGCAGUGGUGUCAAGGGUCUUAUUGUCUACAACCUGAAUGUUUCAUCGCAAAGCGGAACAAAUGUGUACUGCAUUUUGAGUGAGAACGCUUUUGAUGGAGUUGUUGUUUUUGUGGGAUAUCCUCCUGAUAUUCCCCAAAAUCUCAGUUGUGAAACACGUGACAUGAAGAAUCUGAUCUGUACUUGGGAUCCAGGCCGAGUAACAGGACUUGUUGGGCAACGAAGAACUAAUUAUACACUUGAUGAAUGGUUAUCAAUGACAAAUAAGACAUGCAUUUUGGAAAGUAUACCCGAGUUAUAUAUCUGUGGCUUUACAAUGCGCAAAGGGCAGAGGAUCUAUAAUGUCACUUUGCAUGCAGAAAACCCUCUGGGAAGCUCAGUGUCAAAUCUUGUAUUUGAUGUGACUCAGAGAGUUUAUCCAAAUCCUCCAAGUGACCUCAUCCUGGAGAGUGUCCAGUCAACAAAUGUGUCAUUGAUGUGGAGUUUUAAAGCCAACUAUUUAUCUCUUGAACUUCUGUGCCAGAUUGAGGUCAAGGAGAUUGCUACAGAUUGUGAAAUGCGAAAUUAUUCAAUGAUGGGUGGACCAUCUGACUCUUCUCACAGCGUCAUAGUAGAUGGCCUAAAACCAGAUAGUAGUUAUACCUUCAGAAUUCGCUGCGCCACAUUUCCCAUCUGGAAAUGGAGUGAGUGGAGUGAACAGCGUGCUUGCAGAACAUUGGAAGCUCUCCCUUCAGUUGGGCCGGAUGUUUGGCUGCAGAUUAGUGGGAAUGGACUAAAUCGAACUGCGAUCAUCAUUUGGAGGUUUUUGUCCCAUGAUGAAGGAAAUGGAAAGAUACUUUCAUAUGAAAUACUGGCAGUCUCUGAAAACAAAGUCCAAGAACAUAAACAUAUUUCAGUUUCUGCAUCUGAAAAUAGCACACAUGUUCCCAUAGAUGAAAAUGAGUAUAUGAUCACUGUCACAGCAAAAAAUUCUGUGGGUACAUCUCCUGCCUCUUCAUUACGGAUUCCAUCAUCAUUGUCAUCAUCUAAUGGAGGUGAAGUAUUGACUUAUACAGCUGAUGGAACUGGCGAUGCAGUCCUUAUUGAGUGGCAUGAUAACUACAACGUGACUUGUGGCUAUGUGGUUGAAUGGUAUAAUUUUCCAGUGUCACAGCUUGACCUUCAAUGGCAAAAAUACCUAUCAAAUACCACUAGUGUUGUGAUUAAAUCAGACGUCUUCCAGCAGGGUGUAAGAUAUCGUUUUUCAGUGUAUGGUUGCCAAGAACAGGCAUAUCAGCUGCUGGAGAAGAAAAUUGGAUAUACAGUGGAGCUUGCUCCAAAAGUGCAACCAAAUGUUUCAGUAUAUGAAACAACAUCCAGCGUGGUACUUCUGAAAUGGGAUGAUAUUCCUGAGGAAGACUUGCAAGGAUUUCUGCAAGGUUAUAUGAUUUAUUUAUCAAAACAGGAGAACACCACAUCCAAGUCAGCCAGUGAGGAUACAGGGGGCAGUGAAGAAACAAAGAAAAGAAAUAUAACGGAUCCAACAUUAACAACCCUAAAAAUUGCUAAUCUUCAGAGUGGAACAAGUUACAAAGUUGGAGUAGCACCCUACACCCAUGGAGGAGAAGGGCCUCAGAAAAUCAACUAUUUUGUUACAAAAACCAGUGUUAUAGAAAUACUUCCAGCCAUUCUUGUUCCUGUUGCUGCUGCAGUGUGUUUGGGGUUAAUUACCAGUGUUGUUUGCUACCGCAAAAGAAGAUGGAUAAUGGAGACUUGUUAUCCCAAGAUCCCCAAUCCAGAACACAGCAAGGCUCUGAAUUUUGAUAAUGGUCCUUCUAUGGAUAGUUCAGUUAGUAAAACAAUGGAGAUGAAUCCUUGCACUCCCAACAGUGUAGAAGUUGUGGAAGCUGCCCCCUUACCACAAAAAGCGGAUGACACAGAUUUACUUCAGAUGGAAUCCAGUGAGGAGAUGAAUGAUCAGCUUCCAGAGGAUCGAUCUGAUUCAGAAACUGCAGACCAUGUGGUUGUGUCUUACUAUCCUCCAAUAAUUACUGUAGAACAUGACAUACCAGCUACUUCAUUGUAUGAGAAUGGAGUUACAGAACCUGUUACAAGUCAGGUGAUUUAUAUGGAGGUACCAAAUCCUGAACCACCAGAACCCGUAGAAAAUCCAGCUCAAAAUGAAGAUGAAAAUGCAAGUGUAGGCUACAGACCGCAGCUGCAGGUGCCUUCCAGUCUACCUUUCUCAGGUAGCCAGUUUUCACUGGAUGAUGCACUCAUACCCAGUGAUGGCUACCAGCCUCAACUGGAUUUGAAUGGUUGGAAUUUUGGAUCUGCAGAAUCACCAGGUUCCACUGGAAGUGGUUGCUCCACUGAAAAUGUGCUGGUUGGAAGUCCAUCUUCUAUGAACUCUAGACAAUAUUUAAUCUCAGAAGAAGACAGUAAAGACUCGUCCAAAUCAAUUAGCCUUGGGUGGUCAUUUCCUUCUCUGUUUCAUAAUAGACCAGAUGAUUAAUUGCCACACUGCACUACUAAACUCUGCCAACUGACUGCUUAUGCCAGUAUUUCCUUUUUAGGUGAUGAUAUUUGUUCAGCAUCUUGAAAUGCACUGUACAGAACAUUCAGCCUCAGACACAUACCAAAGCUAUUGUAAAACGGAGCCUACAACUACAAUUUGCACUGAUAACAUUAUUAUUAUAUAAUUUUACCGUUGCCAAUACAUACAGUAUCAUAAGUCACAUUUAUGUGAUAAUUAUGUUUUUGUAGUGCCAGAUACUUGUCUGUCUUUCCCAUUAGCUGUCGGUAAACACUACAAUACUGGAACUUUUGCAUUCUGAGCCCUUGCAUUUAUGUAAUGUGUUGUGAACAUGUUCCUUUUGGGGGGGUGUCUUUGUAUCUGUGUGUGUGUGUCUGAUGUAAUGUACUAGUGGCAUUAAUACUAUUGCCUGCUUUUUUCUUGGUUUCCUUAUUGAAUGCUUAUUGUUGAACUUCUUAAAGUAGCAUUGCGGUGUUUACAGUAAGUAAUAUGGGGUUAACAUAUUCUCUUUUGGUGAGAGUAAAGUUAUGAUAAAGCUUUGGAACUUUAGAUAUUGCUGAGGAAACACCAUCUGUGCAAUUCUUUGAAAUGGUAUCCCUAACAUUUACUACAGAACUAUAUUUCAUAAUGUAUUGCACACUACAUUUACAGCUUAGGUUUUAAUGUCACAAAUUUUAACAAUUUGAAUAUUACAUUUCGAAGUAGCAUCUAAAGAUGUCAAAAGGAUACUGUGAUAUUUGGAAAGUUUUAGUCCAGUGCGAAACAUGUUAUAUAGAUUGGUAUUGCUGUACGAGUUUGACACUGUGAUGUUUUUAGUAGAAGUGGAAGUUUAAUUUGAAAUUGCAUGUGUGCAUCUGAUAAAUGUAAACAUUUAGUAAGGCCAUGCCACUGAUCACCAGUGUACAUUUCAUGUUUGUGAGUAAUUUGUCUUAUUAAGGGAUCACAGACAAUAGAAAUAGAUAAAGCAUAUAAUGAGAAGCAACGCACACUCACACAAACACUAAAGUAUUGGAUUUUGGCACAACAUUGUUCCUAACAGUAAUCAGAGUGGCUUUAUGUAUGUACCACAUUGCACACAUGCAGAAACAUACUGAAGAGGGGUUUGGUUUACAUUAAUUUUUUACUAGCAUGUACAAGAGAUACACAGAUGUUCUUUUGCCAGAGAGGAGGCAGUGGCAGCUGAAGGCAGCACUACCAGGUCACAGCUGCUACAUGCUGAAUGACGAGAGAGCAUUUGUGAAUUGCACUGGAAUACAAGACAGAGUAACACACUGGUGUUUGUUUAGCAUUUUGUAACACAUGGCUAUGAACACAAGCAUGAAGCACUGUUAGAAGCUUUAGAUGUUGUUUUCCUUUUGCUUAAUGUCCACGUUGGAAUGUUAUGUUCAUUCAUGUGGUAUUUUGCUGCUUUUUAGCAGUAAGCAUUCCUGUGCAUUACACUUUAUUACUACAGUCAUCCUUUGCAGGGUGCUUUACAUGAAUGUUUCAUUGUUUCUGUUUCAGCACAUCUUGUCUGAAACUCUCAGAGCUGCUCUUUAAAAUAAUGUGUCAUUAUGAUAGACAGGCGAGCAUAUUAAGCCAGCUAUAUGCAGUGAAGAAAUAGUUGCUGUGAAAAGCUCACAGCUGUAUGGUAUCAGCAUUUUAUCUGCUGUUUAUAUCUUAACAUAGUUGAACAGCAUUCUGCAUUGGUAAAUUUAUUUUCACUGAAGUGUUCUUAAUUUGAAUCUGCCUCAUCACUUUAUGCACAAGGAUAGAAUAAUACACCGAAAAAAAAUGUGUUGUGGCUAUAAUGUAUGCAAAAAUUAAUUUAUCCAGUAAAUAUGAACAUUUACUUGUUUUGUAAACCAACAGUAAUUACAACAUGCGGGUUAUUUAUCUUGUCUUUGCAACUCAGCAGGAAUGCUACAUAUUACAAACUGCAUAAUGUUCAUGAGUGAGCCAUCAGCAGAAUGGGUUUAAGACAGGCAAACCUGGUGGGGGAAAAGGAGGACCUUUUCAUGCUCAGAGUAAGAUGAUCUUAGGAGAUAGUGGCCCACUGGUAGUGGCUCAUUUAUUUUAUAAAAUAGGAACUGUUGCAUCUUUAUAACUGAUUUAAUCUUUUGUAGCUGUUAACACUUUGUCUCAUUGCAUUGUAGUUUUGGAGUCUUUAGCAGGGCUGUAGAGUCAGUGGACAGUACUGGUAAUAUUUGUAAUAGAGAAUAAAGAUGUUUGGCUUUUUA